Messenger RNA from Fusarium redolens, 2143 nucleotides. RefSeq lists its product as uncharacterized. The coding region runs from base 181 to 2070 and encodes 629 amino acids. The transcript has 4 exons. The record is from RefSeq and is a predicted model, not a curated record. NCBI's taxonomy places the organism in Eukaryota, Fungi, Ascomycota, Sordariomycetes, Hypocreales, Nectriaceae.
AUAUAACAAACAUAAUUUCCUUUGUUCUCCAUUCCCUCUUAUUUCUCACGUUGGAUAAAUGAAGCCACGUGAUAUCAUCAAAUAGUCCGUCCCAAUUCAUUGUUCUGGUUCAGCUUAGGUUGGCUGGCUUAUUUAUACUCGGUUAGCUCCCUCCAGCCUCAAGCCAUUCGUGUUUCUUUCAUGGACUACGCUGGAGGACUCAGCUCUGAAGAAAUUCGCCGACUUGAUCGAAUAAUGGACUUGGAAUGGAUGGAAUUCGCUGAAGGGUGGGAAUGGCAUGCGCUGAAUUAUAUCAACCCUCUUCCUCCUAUGGUACCUUAUCCGUCUUACUGUGUCAGUCGUCGAUGCGGAUGGUGUCGCUUUACGAUCAAGCCCGGCGACCUCAUCACAGCGAGAGCAUCUGGUGGCACUGAAACAACUGCUUUUAAAUCGUGCGAUUCCUUCAACGAUAACAAGUUACACGCAACCUUCAGACGCUGCACAAGCGAUCACGAAUCAUGUGCAACAAUCGGAUAUCACGUUGAAUGCUCAGAGAUUGCUUCAUCAUUUGGGCUUGAGAAGAGAGCCUUUGUGCAAGUUGCUCGGUACUCUUAUGAGCCUUCAGUUCAAGAAGAUGAGCGGCGACGAGAGUGGAUUUUGAACCACUUACACCGGAUCAUGAGUGAGAAGUUCACAAAUCUACCACCAGAGAUACUGUUGAUGGUCAGCAAACAUUUGGUCCUUCACUAUGCGAUUGCUUCCCUAUCUCAUGCCUCUCAGUCGAGCCAAUGCACGAUUGAGCCAUUGAAGGAUGUGUGGGCCACUCACUUUAAUCUGGAUGGAACUGAGUAUAUAGCUUCUUUGUCGAAUACGCCACAGCCAGGAAGUCGAUUACUCUGGAGAGACUCCAAGGAUCAGGAAGAGAACUUUCUUUUCAUAUCAGAAGAUUAUUUCGGUAUUCGUCAGAUCGUUAAUGAUGCUGCAGCUGUUACGACGGAACAAGGUAACUCAGGCUGGUGGCGUACACUCCCGAUCACCAGCAAAGCCCUCUCAUUCUCUGACGAUGGCCUCAAGCUGCGUAGCUUCGCAGCUGCUCCGUUGAAUCCCACUAUCUGCUGGCCAUAUCCCAUGGCCCCAGCUGCACUGAACAAUAUGGCUUACCACGUCAUCAACGAUUCAUCUUCAAGCCUUGGUAUGACUAUAGAAGCUCGCAUGGUGGCUUUAGAGUUCAAUGAGCCUGAGAUCACGGGAUAUUCUGCUUGUUGGUAUAAGGGUCAGCUGGUCGAUCUUCAUAUGCACAAAACUGGAGAGUCCUAUGAAUUUUAUCGUGAGCUGGACGAAAUGGCGAAGCACAAGUUGCCUAAGGAAAAGUCAGAUGAUUCGACCACAAGUUCAGCCCCUCAUUGGACUUACCAUCCGUUGAGUUCCGGAGAACGUGUUGAACAAGUCUGGCUACGCACAAAAAAGGAAUCAGACGAAAAGGACACAUCUGAAGAUGAGAGACGAUCAGAGACAUCAGAUACUGCGGUAAUGCUGGUCACUAAUCAGUCACGAACACUUACCAUAGGAAGAAGCAGCUCACCGCACAGCGAAUGGAAAUGCAUAGCCAAAGAAUCAACGGGCACUCCAAUGCGAGUGUACUUCAGCCCUCGUUUGGAAGGCAUUUCUUUAUUCGCAUCGCCAACUGUAGAAGCAAGUGACAAGGAUCCCUUACCAGCAGGACUUAUCCCCGAAUCCGAAACAGAUCCAGUUGAGACCUCAGAAGUCUCGCUUGAUGCUGUUAAAGAGGUUCAGAUCUGCAGAGAACAAUCACAGAAAGGGAGCAGAUCAAUAUCCGGCUUGUUGUUUCAUUAUGAAGAUGGAAGCCAGGCAUGUGUUGGGAGAUUUCGCUUCGAUCACGCGAAAGAGGUUCUGUCUGUGACCGAUCCAUCAUACUUUUAUCUCGGUAGCAGAUACCUGGAUGAAGGGAAGCACAUCUUGGGAGAAUUCUAUUUAUCGAAGCCAGAGUAUGAGGAGGACUCUUUGGAGUGGGAGAGUAUUCAGUGGAAAGGAAGUCUCCCACCAGAGAUAAUGCUGAUGAUGCGCAAUUAACUUGAUUUGGCCGUUAGAUAUGUAAUGAUUGACUAUUAAUAAAAACAAACCACCACUAUUUUCUAAAAUUCAA